AGGGUGAUACGUAACCAUGCUGCGGCGCACCGAAUGCAACAGGAACUUGCACUCCUCAGCCUCAGGAUAUCUGUUCACUUGUCAUAAUCUUAUUAAUCAACCAGGACGCGGCUACACUGGUAACCUGAAUUGAAGCACACAUGGCUUGAUGACAUCAUGUCCAGAUAUCACUCCCCUCCUUUCCAGAUACUCUUCUACCUUCCUAUUUUCCUCUUCACCCUCUUCCCUCUCUCCCUUCUUUCUCCUCUUCUUUCUCAGUCUCCUCUCAGCUGGACCUCUCCUCAUGACCCCUGCUAUCACCUGGAUGGGCGUCCACGCCACUGCCUAUCUGAAUUCAUCAAUACGGCCUAUGGGGUGCCUGUGAGAGUGGAGGACUCCCAGCAAGGACCCAAGACGAACAUCAGCACUUUAACAGAUCUUCAUAACCCUCACAAUCUCACGUGCUGGACGGCUGCCGAAGGCUUGGGGGGUGGGGACUUGACUUUAACAGUUCCCCUUGGCAGACGCUUUGAAAUCACUUACAUUAGUCUUCAGUUUUGUCAACAGGUGGAGUCGGUGGAAUCCUACUCCAUGUCCAUCUUGAAGUCAAUGGACUUUGGCAGGAGCUGGCGCCCCCUACAGUUUUAUUCAAACGACUGCAUGGGCACAUUCAGCCGUCCUGUGCAGUCCAUCGCUCAGACAAAGCACCAGGAGACCGAGCCGCUAUGUUCAGAUCCCAGACCAUUGCAGAAGCAUCGUGGAAAUGUCGUGCUGGCCUUCUCGACUUUGGAUGGACGUCCUUCCUCGCCAGAUUUCGAUUACAGUCCAGGGCUCCAAGAUUGGGUGACUGCAACAGACAUAAGGAUAGUAUUUCAUCAGUCACUGGAUAAAAUUAAAAAGCAAGAAGAGAAACUUAACAAAUUGAGAGGCACAUUUGGAAGGAGGGAAAGAGGAGACAAAGCUCUGAGGUUUGGUGAGAAAAACACUGGAGUUAAGACAUCUGAAAUUUGGAAAAACAGGCAAGAAAUACAGACUUCCACACAGAGAAUUAGAAACAAAAGCACUGUGCACCAAAGUGGCCACAACGUUACUCGAAAGGAGAUGGGACCUCAAGGUAGAGUGGGAAGGGGACGUAAGAAGGACAGUAACAAGCCAUGCCAGGACGGCACAUGUGAUUGGUCCCUAAAUAUCCCUCAGCAGGGUUCCAGAGGGCGAGAGUUGAGGAGAAGAAGAAACAACGCAGGGAGGGAAGAGUCCCAUUCUAAAUCGAGGAAAAAAAAUGCCUCACGCAUCCUCGUUUCAUCAUCUCUUUAUGCCCCAUUGAAACCCUCUCUCACGCUUUCCGACCUGCAGGUCGGGGGCAGAUGCAAGUGCAAUGGCCACGCCUCUCGCUGUCGACGAGACAACCAGGGGCGUGCCGUGUGUCAGUGUGAGCAUCACACAUCUGGGCCGGACUGUGAUGUGUGUGAGCAGUUUUUUUACGAUCGCCCGUGGCAACGGGCCACACCCAGUCAACCACACCCGUGCGUCCCAUGUGAAUGUAACGGUCACUCAACUAAGUGUAGGUUCAGUAUGGCCGUGUAUCAGCAGUCUGGUCGAGUCAGUGGAGGCAUUUGUUUGAAGUGUCGGCAUCACACAAUGGGACGCCACUGUCAGUUCUGCCAGAACGGAUAUACCCGAGACCACAGCAAACCCCUCAGCCACCGCAAGGCCUGCCAGCCAUGCAAGUGCCACCCCAUGGGUGCAGUGGGCCGUUGGUGUAACCAGUCCACAGGACAGUGUUUGUGUAGAGAAGGAGUCACAGGACAGAUGUGUAACCGCUGUGCCCCGGGAUACAAGCAAGGACAUUCCCCUCUCCAGCCAUGUAUUCGUAUUCAGGAGUUUGCACCACCCACCCCAGUUUACCAGCCUCAGUAUAGCAUUGGUGAGAAAUGUCUUUCUUACUGUCCACCUUCCCAAGCAAGAGUCAAAAUGAAUUUAGAGACAUACUGUCUCAAGGACUAUGUGCUGAAGGUGCAGGUCAAAAGUAAGGAACGUUCUGGUCCCUGGUGGCAGUUUUCCAUAUUGGUGCAGUCAGUUUUUCGCAUGGGAUCUACACCUGUAAAGCGAGGCAUUCAGGCCCUCUGGAUUCCAGAUCGGGACCUGAGCUGCGGUUGUCCUGCGCUUCAGAUAGGCCGCACCUUCCUCCUGAUUGGAGGGGAGGAAAGCAGCCAGAGUUGGGUCCCCGAGGAGAGGCGGUUAGUUGCCGACCGCACCACAAUGGCUUUGCAGUGGAGGGAACACUGGAGUCCCAAAUUAAGAGGCUUCCGCGGGCAAGACACUCGGGGAAAGUGCCCACAGGGAAACACCACUGCACAGAAACACUCUCACCCAAGCUCAUACGUAGAAUACAUACCCCCACAUCUUAACAAACUGCAGUCUGAGCCACACAGACCAAAUAAACGUACACAUACGGUGCAUAAACAGCAUCAUUUAACCACACAAUCUGGAGGAUCAGACUUCACACACACACACAAAAGAAGAGGAACUCAGGGCACACAAAGAAAAGACACAGAAACUCACCUUGAGGACAGUGAGGCUGAAAACGUCACUCAGGAACCACAACAUGUGUUGCAGCACACCCAGGAUCCUUUCUCAGGUACUUCAAAGACGAGUCAGGCCAAUGAGCAUGAACAGCACCACCCCAGAGCAUGUCCAACAUGGUCACCUGGGCCAGCUGUCUAACAAAAUUAGAUAUUGUGAGCAGGAAUAGGAAAGAAAGUUAAAGGAAUAGUAAAAAAAAAAAAAAAAAAAAAAAAAAAAAAAAAAAAAAGCCAAUUAGCUAAAAAAAAAUAAAAAAUACUUGCUCUCAGGACAUCCAAAAUGAAGAUGAGUUUGUUUCUUCAUUGAAACACAUUUGGAGAAAUUUAGCAUUAAAUCACUUGUUCACCAAUGGAUCAUCUGCAGUGAAUGGAAUGGGUGCCGUCAGAAUAGGAGUCUAAACAUCUGAUAAAAACAUCUCAAUAAUCCACAAGAAAUCCAGAAAACUCCAAUCCAACAAUUAACAUCUUGUGAAGUGAAAAGCUGUGUAUUUGUAACUUUUCUGAUGAAGAAACAAACUCAUCUACAUCUUGGAUGACCUGAGGGUGAAUAAAUGAACAAAUAUUAAUUUUUGUGAACUAUUCCUUUAAGAAAUGCCUGAGGUGGGCUUGAGCUUCACAGAGACACUUAUAACAAUUGAAUACUUUUCUGGGAGUAUUUUUGUAUGGUGUGCUAUAUAUAUUCCUCCCCAGAUUACAGAGCCAUUUGUAUUAUUAUUAUAUAUUUGUUUUUCAGAUUAAACAUGCAGGUAUUUUUCAUGUCACAUUCUCUGAGAAAGAAAUUUUGCACUUUCCCUCUAGAAAGAGAUGAGUCUAAUCCAAACAUUAAAAGACUUAAAAUCGCAUGUUUUCUCAAGAUAUAAUUUAAAUUUAAUCCUGCUCAGUCCGCAGUAUUUAGUCUGACAGUUAGACAUGUGAGACUCUUAUUGCUGGAUUGUAAGAGGCACAUUGUUUUCAGAUCAGCAGCUGACAAUUUUAUCCAAUCUGGUCUCUAUCAUUGACAGACAUGUUAAGUGUGGCUAAAGAUUGUGCACACAGUAAGUAAUUACAUUUUCUAUUGUUUUUGUAAAUUUCUGUGGCUAUAACACACACACACACACACACACACACAUAUAUA
Carassius carassius (crucian carp) is the source of this 3675-nucleotide messenger RNA. RefSeq names its product netrin-1-like. Gene Ontology annotation, molecular function: protein binding. The coding region runs from base 157 to 2703 and encodes 848 amino acids. The record is from RefSeq and is a predicted model, not a curated record. The transcript has 7 exons. NCBI's taxonomy places the organism in Eukaryota, Metazoa, Chordata, Actinopteri, Cypriniformes, Cyprinidae.